Gamsiella multidivaricata is the source of this 2140-nucleotide messenger RNA. RefSeq lists its product as uncharacterized. The record is from RefSeq and is a predicted model, not a curated record. Bases 1 to 2094 code for a protein of 697 amino acids. Lineage: Eukaryota; Fungi; Mortierellomycota; Mortierellomycetes; Mortierellales; Mortierellaceae. The transcript is spliced from 4 exons.
AUGAUAUUCCAGUCUGCCAACAUGAACGUCUCACAGACCUAUAACGAACACCCUUCCACGACAUCCAAUUACAGGUCUGAGUAUGAAGCAUCCUAUGCGUCAUUUGACCGGCAUUCCUCUCCUUCACCUCAACCAUCCUCCUCGCCAUCGCCCAGCUCGUGGGCUCGCAGUUCUUUUGUAGACGCAGGCAGUCGCCACGAAGAUGUACUCCACACUGUCCUCGGAAGUCCUGGGGCGACAAAAACAACCACGUAUUCCGUCGCCCACCUCCGAAACCACCAUCGUCAUGACCAAUCCGAUGGAUUCUCCCAUAAGCUGCAUUCCUAUCAUGGAUCAACAACUCGACUCCCCUCUUCUGCGUACAGAUCGUCUCCCUAUGGUGCUCCGCGGAGUAGCAACAGGCUGCCAUCUGUGAUCGAUAGGAUCAAGACCGACCUAAAGACUCCCAAUCGAUCUACUGCAUCCCUCUCUUCACUCGACUAUCAACAGCAACAUCAAUCGGCCUACAACUCCUCACUCUCGCCACACCCAAUGCACCCGAACAAGGUGCGGUUCGAAGACGGUCCUCUCCAGCCUCUCCCCACUCCAGCCCUAUUUAGUGCGAAAUGCCAGAGGGCCUAUUUGGGUCAGAGAUCACAGAUGAAAAAGAGUUUUGACAGACUUCAGCAGAUAGACAGUGGCAAGGUCGAAUAUCGCACGAUAGCAUUCUGCACCCAUUUGACAGCGUCCCGUUGGGAACCUGCCGCCCCUUCUGAGACAACGCCUACCUCAGUAGCAGCUACGUCGGAUGGAAAUGCUAGCGCUGCUACCUCAAGUCCGUCAUCAUCCAAAAAUGACCCUGCGCAUGCAGCUCGGCUGAUGUCUCUGGCGAACUAUAUCCGCCACAUCCUGUCGCUAACGGCCGGCAUCCCAAGUGCACAACCUCAAGUAAAUGCUAUGCAGCAGCAGCACCAACAACAGCAGCAAGAGCAGCAAGAGCAGGCACGGGCCACAGAUCAUUCCUCUAGCGCACAUUCACGGCCCUCCGCCGUUUCGUCUGGACCUGGUCCGAUUAAGUCAGAGUCUAGCCGGCGGCAUCGAUAUUCACCCGAUUACCAUCGCUAUCCGGCACAGCGAAACACGCAUCAGAUCGAACAGCCAGGGAAUCGUUCCUCAGCAAAGCAAAAUUACAGUCGCGAGCCUUCGACACAGCUUCAGUGGGAUGACCAUAGCUUAAGAGAAGGAAAUCAAGACUGCGAACAACAUGGAGCGAAUCUGGCAAUGUCUCAAUUUCAUCCGCAGCCAUACCCGCCACGCUCGCAUCAUGCGUCGCCACAGCCCAAUCUAACAAUAGCAUGGGCAACGCACAAUCCACCAGCACCUGCCAGAAGCCUUCCACCACUUCUCAGGAUACCAUACCCGAACCUUACCUUGACUCUGGCCCUCAUCUACGUGGACAGACUGAAAGCGAAACAUCCUGAGGCCAGGGGUGAACCUGGAUGUUCGCACCGUCUCUUCUUAGUGGCGUUCAUCAUCGCAGCUAAGUACCGUUGCAGUGUAGAACUAGCACCGCCUGGGCCAGAGAAUCAGGGGGAGGAAGGGGAGGACGGCCAAGAUCGCGGCGGCAGACCAGACGAAAUAAGCACGGACGGCCCUUUUUUCACGGAUGCAGCGACUUCGGAGCAGACUUUGGAGGCUGAGCUAAUUUUUUCCAACAGUGCAUGGGUUCGAUUGUUGAAUCUCGGCUCAUUUUACCGACAGCCGCAGUCCACCACUGCGCCCGAUGCUGCUACUGCACGUAGCACGACAACAAGUCCCACAUCGCCCGCUCAGUCUGGUUCUGAUCAUGCGCAAACGCGACAGAGUCAGCCGCCAUCUCAAUCUCCCCCCUCCUCGUCAGCCAAUGGAACACAACCCCCCUCAAUAUCGUCGAUCAUUCAACCAGUGCCUUCUUCAUCUCCAGGAGGUAUGCUGCAGGUAGAAGACCUGGACAGGAUGGAAGCCGAGUUCCUGACAUUCUUAAACUUUGAUCUGGCAACCAUGAGUCAUGACCUGGAAACAUGCUGGAACUUACUUGCUGGAAAGAAAAUCACCACGUCGCAGGCUGCAAUGUAAAACUCUCGUACAUAUACUAUAAUAAUAAAUAAUAAGCAUAGAAUAC